CCGUUGGAUCGGUGCCGAUGUCGUUGGGACGGUAUCGCCUGAUGAGGUUGUUUAAGUAUAUAAGCGUCAUGUAAUCCUCAAAAAAAUAAACUACUCAGCUAGAUACAGCUCUGCAUCCUGAUCAUCAUGAGAGGUCUUUUGUUCUCGACUGUCGCUGGUCUCGUCCAGCUCAGCACCGCCCAGUCUUCCACUACGCUUCCUGUACCAACUGGAACACCCAUCACUGGCGAUUACAAUGGCGCAUAUCGUCCUCAGAUUCACUUUUCCCCUCCCCAGCAUUUCAUGAACGACCCCAAUGGCAUGUUCCGCGAUGCCGAUGGUCUCUGGCAUUUAUACUAUCAGUAUAAUCCCACUGAUGUAGUCGCGGGUAAUCAGCAUUGGGGCCAUGCAACCUCGAAGGAUUUGUACCACUGGGUGAAUCAGCCCAUUGCGCUUUUCCCACCAGAGAAGGAUACUUAUGUAUUCUCUGGAAGUGCUGUUGUUGAUGUCAACAACACCUCCGGAUUCUUCCCUGACCAGGAUAAUGGUGUCGUUGCGAUUUACACACUGUCAUCGCCUACCGUUCAAGACCAGGCAAUCGCCUAUUCUCGAGAUGGAGGCUACACCUUUACUCCAUAUGCCAAAAACCCCGUCAUAAACAGCACAUCUACUCAGUUCCGUGAUCCUAAAGUCAUUCGUUACGAUGACUCAUGGAUCAUGGUCGUUGCCUACCCUCAAGACUUCAAGAUCGGCAUCUUUGAGUCUGAAAAUCUCAAGGACUGGACGCCUACCAGCAACUUCUCCCACCACGGCCUUCUCGGUCUGCAGUACGAGUGCCCUAACAUGAUCCCCAUGCCCUACGUCGAUGAGGACGGGAAGAAGCAGGAUGAUAUGUGGCUCAUGGCCAUCAGCAUCAACCCUGGUGCACCAUUGGGAGGCUCUAUUACUGAGUACUUCCCUGGUACUUUCAACGGUACUCACUUUGAGGCUGUUGAUGCUGCUGCACGAAUUGCGGACUUUGGCAAGGACAACUACGCUGGCCAGUGGUUUUACGGUCUUUCAGAGGACGAGUAUCCUGUUUCUAUUGCUUGGGCUUCCAACUGGCAGUAUACCAGCGUUGUGCCUACUGGCGAUGAGGGUUGGAGAAGCGCCAUGAGUCUUCCUCGUGAGAACUACCUCACCAAGGCUAAGCGUGUUGGCUGGAAACUUGUCUCCAAGCCCUAUGACCUCAGCCCUGUCCUGGGUCGCGAGCUCGCCUCCAACAGCAGCUUUGGCAACGGAACACUUAUUGUCGACUACUCUGAUGUUGAGUCCAACGCUAUUUACUGGGAAGUCAACAUCACUGGCAUUCCCGACAGCGGAAUUCCCUCAACCUCUUCUAUGAACUGGACGUUCUCAAGCCCCAUCACCAACGAAGCCAUCAAGAGCGGCUACUACCUCGGUGGCGAUCCAGUGUUCUUCCUCGACCGCGGCGGUGUCAAGGGCUUUGACAACAUCUUCUACACUGAUAAGACGUCCCUGGGUAGUCUCGCUACCGAGAACGGCACCUGGAGCCUUAGUGGUGUGAUUGAUAGGUCAAUUUAUGAGGCUUUCCUCAACGGUGGCGUUGAUAGCGUCACCAACACUUUCUUCUCCACAGAGCCCUUGACACUCAUGAUCUUCAGCGCAACUGACCUGCCGGAGGAUGUCAAGGUUAGUGUCAAGGUUCAUGCUUUGGAGAGUGCUUGGAAGGAGAUGGAGAAUGACAAUGGACUUGUAGCGGGAAACAGAACAUCGAGUUCGUCAUAGUAUAUAACAUUUUAAGUAUAUAUGUGAGCAUAUAAUAUUGGCGCUUUGAUAACAGCUUAUGCGAUACUGAUAACCUCAAGCUACAUUCUAUUCCAUUUCGAACUCUAAACCUUUACUCAUUUUCUGUCCAACGUACUGAAAAGCUUGUGUUGCUUGAUCGGUGAAAUGGAGAUUAAGGCUAGUACUGCCCAAGCCAGCAUCAUCAACCAAACAUGUCCAAAUGCUUUCAUGAGUGACUCCAUUACUCCACUGUACCAGCCCUCGGGCAGAUGGUGAAUCUCGGUCAGGUCAUCCUUGAUACGCCAAAUCUCAUCUGCCGCAUUAGGCUGAUUGCCGAACCGGGCCCACAAGCUCAUAUCUAGGCUUGAUUGGUAUAAGACGGAGGCGAGUGUUAUUCCAAUGGUGCCGCCCAAGCUUCGUGCUAGGUCUAUAAAUCUGUCAAUAGGGUUCUUCCCAAGGGUAGGUGAAAGUCUUACAUGUGGUGGAUGUGACAACGGCCUGUUGCGCAUGACCUACAGCUGCUACGCAAGCGACCUGUGUAAUGCUGAAGACGGCAUUGUAACCCAGGCCAACGAUAAAGAAGGCCAGGCAAGUCAUCCAAGCUGGACUGACAUCAUUCUGAACUGCGAAUAUGGCAGUGCCUAUGAUAAGAGCAAGAAUACUGCUUACUACCAGUCCUACAUACUUGCCCGUCUUCUUCAUGAGGUAGCCGGGGACGAGUCCUCCGAGGCAUGUGCCAACUGACGCCGGUAAUAUCUUCAAACCCGCGUUAGUGGCGGAAUCACCACGGGCUUGAAGAUAGAGAGGGACAUAAAAGAUGCUGGUCAGAGCAAUGGCUGAGCAAAAGACACUAGCCAAGCAAGAAGCAAGUACUGUUGGGUUGAGAAGAAGCCGGACAGGGAUGAUUGGCUGAGAAGCUCUAAGCUCCCAGACGACGAAGGCUGAGAACAAUAGAAUCGAGAGUGAAAUCGCUGCUAUAGGCAAGGGAUGCAGCCACGGGACUAUGUUUCCUCCAGAGCUUAGACCUAAGACGAGGGAUGCCAGGAAAGAGGAAACCAAAAAGACGCCGCCAAAGUCAAUACGCUUGACGUAGGACUUGUCAGACUGUUUGGGUGGAACUUUGAUCAAACUGUACACGAUGAGAGCUGAGAGCAGAGAAGGGAGAACUUGGAUGAGAAACGCCAUUCUCCAUCCCCAGCUGGUAUAGUCAUUUAAGAAGCCACCAAAUACAGCACCGACCAUAGCACCUGAAGCAUACCAGAUGUUGGCAAUACCUCCCACUAGUCCACGCUUCCGAAGAGGGACAAGAUCUGAGCCUAGGAAGGUUGGUAUACUCAUAAGCCCCCCACCGCCGAUUCCAGCGAUGACUCUUCCAAGUAUCAUUAUCUUCUGGCUAGUAGCAAGACCGCAUAUGAGGUUCCCAACUGCGAAGGCAAUGUUACUAAAUGCCAAACCAGGUCCACGACCGAAAAUGUCGGUGAGACGGCCUGAGAUUGGCUGACUAGCAGCAUUGGCUAUCAGAUAUGCCGUAGCAAGCCAGGAUAGGAGACUAAGAGAGUUGAACUCGCUGGAAAUCUGAGCAGACAGGGUAGCGAUAACAGUUGUAUCGGCUGCACCGAGGAAGACGCCAAGCCAGGCUGUGCUCAUGAUCAUAGCGAGUCUUGCGAAGGAGAGCUCUUUGGGAAUGAUCGCUACUUCUCCAUCCAGCUCAGAAGUCGCGACUGUAUCACGACAAGAAGAUCCAUAGUUUUGGUUCUCAUGAUCCGACCUGAGAAGUGGUGUGCGUUCAGACAUGAUGUCUGGAGGAUAAGAAGAGGGAAAAUUAUCAGCCAAUGAUAUAAAAAUAGUCAAUAAAGAAAGAUGUGGGAAAGGUAGUUAAGUUGCAGUUUCUUCUAAACAAAAUGAAUAACAAAAUAAAGGAUUUAACACGGUCUACGGUAGGCUGAUACCAGGAAUAGACUCAACGCGGA
Molecule: messenger RNA, 3737 nt
Organism: Fusarium verticillioides 7600
Lineage: Eukaryota; Fungi; Ascomycota; Sordariomycetes; Hypocreales; Nectriaceae
Product: beta-fructofuranosidase
Exons: 2
Coding region: 127-1767 (546 amino acids)
Biological process (GO): sucrose catabolic process
Cellular component (GO): fungal-type vacuole
Molecular function (GO): sucrose alpha-glucosidase activity
Source: RefSeq, a predicted model, not a curated record